Messenger RNA from Acaromyces ingoldii, 1611 nucleotides. RefSeq names its product arsenical-resistance protein. Gene Ontology annotation, biological process: arsenite transport; antimonite transmembrane transport. The coding region runs from base 264 to 1559 and encodes 431 amino acids. Gene Ontology annotation, cellular component: plasma membrane. The transcript has 3 exons. Gene Ontology annotation, molecular function: antiporter activity; antimonite transmembrane transporter activity; arsenite transmembrane transporter activity. The record is from RefSeq and is a predicted model, not a curated record. NCBI's taxonomy places the organism in Eukaryota, Fungi, Basidiomycota, Exobasidiomycetes, Exobasidiales, Cryptobasidiaceae.
UAACCCCCUCGGGUUGCCGUGUCCCUGAAGUAAAAGAUAGAGAAGGCUGCUGCGAUGCUGAAGUGGCAGAAUCAUGUCAUCCUGUACUCCCCUUCACGAACAUACGAAUUUCAAAGUAACUCACCGAAAGAAAAGAAGGCGUCCGUCCUAUCCACGACGAGCUAGGCAAAUUUGAAAUUCGAGAAGUCAUAAAAGGACUGAGGACACAAUGACAAUGAGAGAGCGUCCCUAAGAGACCAUUCUUUGCCACCAGACGUCUCAGAAUGAACGGCGGAAGGGAACUCAUCGUUUCGCAAAAUGGAGGUGUGCCUAUGUUUCGGUCUGCUGGCGCUGCUGGAGGCGAGCUGAGCGACACGGCAACCGCCAAGGGCAUUUGGGCUAGCCUCGGGUGGAUGGACAGACUGCUCUCGCUAUUCAUCAUCAUUGCCAUGAUCGUCGGUAUCCUUAUUGGCGAGUUCGCACCAAAUGCAAAAGAAAACCUCACAAGGGGAAAUUUUCACGGUACGCCGGCCGCGUUGGCCGUCGGAUUGAUUGUCAUGAUGUGGCCCAUCUUGACAAAGGUCCACUUCGAGAAGCUUCCGUCAAUGCUCCGUACGACACGAGUCUGGAGCCAGCUCCUCCUGUCGCUGCUUCUCAACUGGAUUUUUGCUCCGCUCCUGAUGCUCGGUCUUGCUUGGGCUUGUCUGCCUGAUCUACCGGGAUAUCGAACAGGCAUCAUACUCGUCGGACUGGCCCGAUGCAUAGCCAUGGUUAUGAUUUGGUCUUCAAUAGCGAGAGGCGACGCAAACGUGUGUGCCGUCAUCGUCAUCCUCAACUCACUUCUACAAAUUGUUCUUUACGCUCCGCUCGCCGUCCUCUUUGUCAACAUUAUUUCGUCAUCACCGGAGCAAAUUCGCCUCAGUUACUCUGAUACAGCUCUCUCCGUCGUCGUCUAUUUGGGCAUCCCCCUCUUGGGCGGCCUCGCCACUCGUUUCAGUGCUCUGGCCUUGCUGGGCCGAGCGAAGUUCGAGAAACAAUUUCUUCCACGCUUUGGAAUCCUCUCGCUCGUGGCGCUCCUUUAUGUCAUCAUCAUCAUCUUUGCAGAGCAAGCUCGCUCCAUCCUCGACAACCUUGGUCCAGUUUUUCGGACUUUUGUACCACUGGUCAUCUACUUUGUCCUCGUCUGGACUGGCACCUUCCUCUUCGUUUGGAGACUUUCGCUUCGUUACGGGAAGGCAAAUUGGGGCUACCAAAUGGCCGUCGUCCAGAGUUUCACCGCGGGAAGCAACAACUUUGAACUCGCCAUCGCGAUUUGUGUCGCCGUCUAUGGCGCCGACUCCGAGCAGAGCUUGGCGGCCACCAUUGGGCCCCUUGUCGAAGUACCGGUGCUGCUCACACUUUCCUACGUUGCUCUCCACGCUGGGUCAAAGAUGCGAUGGGAUGUCGAGUUGGAUGAGGAAGUAACGGCACGCUACCAUAGUGAAAAAUCCAUCCCGGCGGACCGCUCAGCGGUGGCUUCCGAAUGCGCUGGCGAGGCAAAAAGCGCAUCCGAGCACACUACUACUCUCAGUUUUGCUUAGAGCCACACAAAGCAACGUAAUGCACAUACACAGCGACAACCAGAGCCCGUCU